GUCUCUUGCGGACAAUAUCAAUUACCGUAUGCAUUCUACGGUAUCCGUGGAGUCCAUCAUAGCAUGGUGUUCAGAAGCUGGCCUUCAGACCUAGUAAAGUUUUAGAAAGCGAACCUUAUAGUAUCAUAUCCAAUGGUCUUCGCUCGGGUUGGGUUCAAACCGAACCCGACCGUGUCGGGAAUAAUUUCUAGCAGUCCCGGGCCGCAGAACAAUUUGUAACUACUUUCAACUUAUAUUUCGCGUUCGCUCACUGUCUAGCUCAUCACGUAUCUUGCGCUACCACGUAUACCUUGAUGGCCAUCACCCGUGGACGAAUACCAUUGAACUUUCUUGAGUCACUGAUUCAAUGCCAGCAGUCCGACGGACUCCGACCAUAUCCAACAUAUGACUUUACAUCAGUAUAAAACAGACAGUACCAACAUUCAAGUGGCCAACCUCUAUCAACUGAUUAUCAUGUUUAUUCGCCCCUCUACUGUUCUCGUUGUGCUCCUCGGCCUGACGGCCCUUGUCAGCGCUGGAGCGCCGGUGGAUGCUAGAGCAAAGGCCCUUGAGGAUGAGAAGCGCAAGACUCCCCCUAUAAGCCCUGCCUCACCUUAAACCAUACCAUAUUCUCAUACAAUAUCCACAGGCUGCUAGAAAGACUGCUCCCCCUGCUGCUAGAGAGAUUGCCAUUGAGGACGAG
Messenger RNA from Suillus discolor, 682 nucleotides. RefSeq lists its product as uncharacterized. Lineage: Eukaryota; Fungi; Basidiomycota; Agaricomycetes; Boletales; Suillaceae. The record is from RefSeq and is a predicted model, not a curated record. The coding region runs from base 385 to 597 and encodes 70 amino acids. The transcript is spliced from 6 exons.